Messenger RNA from Ipomoea triloba (trilobed morning glory), 847 nucleotides. Its product is annotated as transcription factor MYB3-like. The transcript has 3 exons. The record is from RefSeq and is a predicted model, not a curated record. Bases 150 to 683 code for a protein of 177 amino acids. NCBI's taxonomy places the organism in Eukaryota, Viridiplantae, Streptophyta, Magnoliopsida, Solanales, Convolvulaceae.
CCACCGCCUCCGUCUUCACGCAACUAUAUAUAAUUACACUCUCAUCAUUUUCUAUACAUACAUACGACAUAUAUAGCCAAGGAGUGUUUUAAUUUCUUCCCGGAUCCACACACCUAAUUCACUUCUUGUCUCUCCGACAACUAACGACUAUGAGGAAGGCUUCCUGCGACCAUUCUCAUCAUCAUCAUCAUCAUGAGAUCAACAAGGGUGCUUGGUCCAAGCAGGAAGACCAGAAGCUCCUAGAUUACAUCCGAAAACACGGCGAGGGAGGCUGGCGCGACCUGCCCAAGGCUGCAGGUCUGCUUCGUUGCAGUAAAAGUUGUAGGCUUAGAUGGAUGAAUCAUUUAAAGCAAACUGCCAAACGAGGGAACUUUGGUGAUGAUGAGGAGGAUCUCAUCAUCAAGCUUCAUGCCUUGCUUGGCGACAGGUGGUCGUUGAUCGCCGGGAGAUUGCCGGGGCGCACCGAGGAAGAAGUGAAGAAUUACUGGAAUUCCCAUAUCAAAAAAAAGCUUUUGGAUAUGGGAAUUGAUCCCAAUAAUCACCGCCUUUCUUGCACUUAUUCCCGCCCUCAUAACAUCGCCGCCCAAACUUCGGCCGGGAAGAGCCGUGUUACUUCGCCGGAAAAGCAACGGGUCGAGAGCGACGGUGAAGUUUCAGAUGCCGGAAGUAGUAACGUCCGUUAGGCCGGCCGGCAAGUGUACGGCUGCCGGACUACCUAAAUUAACCGUAUUAACGUUGAACACUUGAACGUACAAUAUGUGUCGUAGCUUAUUAUUAUUAUUAUUAUUAUUAUUAUUAUUAUUAUUAUUAUGUGCUCUAGCUUAUGUCUAUUAUGUCUCAUAAACAG